AUGUCCCAUUGCUCUGUUGAAGAGCUGCGUACAAGUUUAACAAAUGCUACGAAAGAGACUCACAGCCUAUGGGAGGAGAAUAAAGAUUUGCAGGGGCGAUUCGUGAAUGAUCUAAAUGAAAUAUCUCGGAUACAGCAAGCAAUUGCGCAACUGGAGAGAGAACAUCGCCAAGAUCAGUUGCAACAUGCCCGGCAUUCAAUGACGGAAAUGCAAAGACGAGCUUCACAGUUGUACUCAGUUUUAACAACUAAAAGAGAGGAAAUCGUCAAGAAAUUAAACGACGGAACGAAUUUUGUUGCCCUGUUGCAGAAUCAGCUAAUCAGUGAUCGCCUUUUUGACUGGAAAAAUCGCCAGAAAUUGGCACAGGUUGGUGUGCCGUUUGACAACCGAGACGUGACGCUAGAUGAGAUACAGAUGGAGUUCGAGUUUCUCGCGGAGCAAAACUGGCAGCUGCACAUGUUCGCUAGUUGGACACUGGAUCUUCUAACAAGAGGACCACAGAUCAACGACAACCAUGCUCAUUCGACUGCUUCGAACCUGACAACAUUGGCUGAUCAACUUACAAAGUUGCUGUUCAUGCUGAUUUCGCAAAGUUUUGUGGUUUCAGUACAACCAGAACCUGUGCUGAAGACGCAACACAAGUUUGUCACAGAGGUUCGUUUGCUGAUUGGGGAUAAAUUGGGCAUCCGACAGCAUCUGGUGAACACGAAUGUCACCGUCAAAAUUAUUGCAGAGGAAGAGGCUAAGCUACUCAGUGCAACUCAAAUGAAUCACAAAGACAUUAAGACUGUGGGAAGUAUCAGUAAUGACUAUGAGAAAAUGACAAUGGACGAAAGAGGUCAUAUGGCUGCUAAAUUCAACAAUUCGAAACUGACGCGCAUAGCACAUCGGAAGCCCCCACCUAAAGGAACAGCAGCAGAUAUGAAAUGCGCCGUCAGUGCUCAAGCAGCUACCGAUCAGAAAUACGCUCUUCUUUUUCAUAUAAGCCCAUUUCAGCUCGGAACUCUCGGAAAAUUCGACGUAUGGACAUUAUCGCUUCCACUCAUGGUAACAGUACACGGUUCGCAGGACUGCGAUGCACAAGGAGCGAUUGUUUGGCACCGUGCAUUCGCUUCAGUGUCACGCUCACCUGGUACCACCGAUAUCACUGCGGUGGCAUGGAAGGAUCUUGGCCACGUUCUUCGCCACAAGUUCACGUUGUUCACUGGAGCACGUCGACCAUUAUCUGAUGCAGACCUUAACUACCUCUCUGAAAAAUUGCUUGUUCCGAACGUUCCUGAUCAAAAACCAAUCACCUUUCACCGCUUCGCGAAGCAAAAUCUCCGCGAUGAUGUCUCUUUUUCGUUUUGGGAAUGGUUUUUUGCAAUUAUGCAGCUCAUCAAGCAAAAGCUACUGAAAUUCUGGGAUGAAGGGUGGUUGGUGGGAUUUAUAUCAAAGCAUGACGCUUCACAAUCCAUGAUGAUGUCAAACCAUCCAACAUUUUUGUUACGAUUCAGCGAUACGCAGACAGGCGCAGUAAGCAUCGGAUUUGUGUGUGAGGAUGAUGAUGGUCAAAAAGUACCAUUUCAUCUGGCACCGUUUUCUAUCAAGGAUCUUGACCAGCUUUCUCUAGCUCAACGCAUUGCCAGUUGCCCUCAACUGAAGGAGAUUAAAUAUCUUUAUCCUCACAUGGACAAGGAUGAGAUGCUGCGGUAUUUCGACAGCGAGGAGCGCAAUCGCGGUGGACCAGAUAGUCCAACGGGAUACAUCCAGUCUGAAAUAGUAAUGGUCGCGAAGACUACUAAUAAGCCGUCGUCGUCUUCGGUUCUCAGUGGUGGAGAUUCACCGUCGCCUCUUUCUGUGCAAUCAAAGCUGGACUGGUCUCCUGGGGAAGUGAUCCAACCGAUUCAAUCGAUGGAUGUCAGUGACGAUCUCGCAUCGAUGCUAUCAUCGUCUGGCCUCGAUAGCUGCAGUGGUCAAGGGGACGUCGAAUCACUUCUCGGCCCUGGUUUCAGGCCACAGUUACCUUCUCAACCUCUGCAGCAUAUUGACUUGUCGUUCGUUGACUCUUAUAGUAAUCCGGCGUUCUAUCGGCAUGACUAG
Messenger RNA from Cooperia oncophora, 2082 nucleotides. The record is from the annotation of a GenBank genome assembly. Lineage: Eukaryota; Metazoa; Nematoda; Chromadorea; Rhabditida; Trichostrongylidae.